This is a messenger RNA of Mesocestoides corti, 630 nucleotides long. The record is from the annotation of a GenBank genome assembly. NCBI's taxonomy places the organism in Eukaryota, Metazoa, Platyhelminthes, Cestoda, Cyclophyllidea, Mesocestoididae.
AUGAAAGGAAGGCCGUACGAAAGGCGACACGAACGCAGUGAAUGUGCGGGCAAAUCAAAUUGUUCGUUUGAUGCCCAUUCCUCAUCGACAGACACAUCAAAGCGCUUGACGACGAAACCUGAAACCACGUUAUCGGAGGACUUGGUUCCCGUUAAGGCCUUGACAACCAAAUUCCAAAUUACACGUAAAUCACCAACAGCAAUAGAGGCUUCUGAUGAUGAGCAAACAAGUACGUGCUCAACUCUGGAACAUCCAGUACCAACAUCCACAUUAUUGGGCCCACCUCCAGCAUCUACAAUCUCGCAAUUUGAUAGCCAAACACCGUCUGACAAUCCCACCGAUCUACCUGACACGGCUAAAUUUACGGAAAUGGGCAUAUCGCCAAAAACAACAAACACGCAUUCACCUCACGACACACCGACUAGCGACUUAUACCUCAUGUUCACCGAAGAAAUUGUCACAAUUUCGGACACACCAUUUGCAGCCACAUCUGCGUUGCCUGAUGCGGAAUCGACUUUUGGCGGCUUAUCCUCCUUUAAUUCCACUGACAAAUUUGAUGUCUCGGACAAAUUUUUGACGACUCCCACUCUCUAUGGUGACAAAUCCCUUCAAGUCAAUCACCUGCUUUAA